CUUACCGCUCGCGCGUCGCGUUCAGUGUUCCGCGCGCGCCUCCGGCCGGAGCCUCAGCUUCUCGCGUACUCGUCCGCACGUUGUGCCGAGUCAAGUUCUCUCAACAACCCCCGUGUGACACUGCGACCGAAGAGAGCGAGAGGGAGGGAUGAGCGGGUGAAAGAGGAUCUGAGGUUCUCUUUUCGCUUCCUUGUUUCUUCCCCCGCGUGCCGCCCCGCGGAGUGCGAUUCGGAGCAUUCGGUGUGAAGAGGAAGACAGAGGAGGCGGAUGGUUUUAUUCACCGGAGAGCGUGUUAUCUCUCGGAGAUGUUGGACGGAGAGAUCGGUGGGAUUUUGAACAGCGUCUGUCGCACGGACCGUGGCGGGGCCGGGGUGAACAGUGUCAGCGAUAGAGUUGAAAGGUUUCACGCGAUCGACCGCGCGGACUGGGAGUGAGCGAAUGCACGGAAGGGACAGUGCGGGAGAAGUGAGAAAUUCGACUCGGACUGUUCUCGUUUGUGCGAGGGGAAUCGGCGACGCGUCCGCUCUCAAGCUCGGACUGGGACACUCGUUCAACAGAGCGGCGUUCAAGUCACGGUCGGAGUGAACUCGAGUUAUCACCGUCCAGGCGAUAUCGAGACGGCGGUCGCGUUAGAUGAAACUUUCCGCGCGCUGGUUCCGCAUUGCCCUCGCGCACGUGACAGCGUCCACCGAUCUCGCAGACACCGCGCGGGCCGAGGGUGGAAGAGAUCCUCCCGUGAACGGCGGUCACCGUCACAUUGCUCGUUUUCGCUGAAAAGAUCGCUCCCCCCGAGGGGCAGGCAGCCAACGCGUGUGUGGGUGGACGCGCGACCGCGUGCGUGCGUGCACCCGCGCGUGAUGCAAGUCGCGUGGGCUGUCGCAACACGCGCCGGUAAAUAAUCGCGACGUAUUUCGCGCUCGUCCGCUUCUCUUUUUCUAUCUUUCUCUCGGGAACAAACUGCCGCGAGGGUGGGAAGACCCGUCGUCUCGCAAGCUAGUAGGGAACUCGCACGGUGGUUAGUGAGUGCGGAAGGAAUCAGGUGCGUUACACAAGCCAUCGUUCGGGGACGAUCGACCGCGCUUCACUUCCUCUUCCUCGAGUCCCGUGCAGAAGUAGACAGGACGACAGAGGAACGACACGAGCGCGUAGAGGAAGAAGAGGACGAGGAAUCGUUCGAUUGCUGCACACGCGGCAGGCGUAAAGGCGGGGUAGGUCCCGGAGGUGGUUUUGGAUGUUAGAGGGCGCGGGGGUGGCUAAAGUGGCCCCACCGCCGGAUACGGGUCCCGAUGCCGGUCCCCGUAUCGCAAACCCUCACGCUGACCACCACCCUCGUACCCAAGGAGGAGUCAAACAUGCCCUUCAUAGACGACGAGCUACUCUGGUGCCCUGACAAUGACGGCAAGAUGGUCGAUCUAACCCAGUGCCUUCAGGAGAGCAACACAGGCCAAUCGGUGGAGUUCUCCCCGAUGGAGUUAAGCGCUCUAGUGGGAACGCCGGCGGCGUCGAAUGUGCCGGCGGAAGAGGGCGAGGGUAUGCCCGGUGUCACAGGGGAGGAACCCUUCGACCCCCUGGAUACAUUCCUGCGGGAACUGUCGGUCGAUCUGCCUGAGCCCAGUCAACCGACCUCCACUACGACUUCCGUAACUUCCUCCUGCAGGCGGCAGAGGUACAACAUCGCCGCUGCGAACCCUCUAUUAGCAGAAAAAUUAGCGGCAUCCUCGACGCAAGCAUCUCCGGCUUCUAUCCCGUCGUACGUCGCGCGGACGGAGAUCAAGACGGAGAACAUACAACCGGAGCCGAGUAAGGUGGACACCAGGGAAGUCCAGCCGCACGAUACCGGCGAGAAGGAACAGCUGGGUCUUGCGAGCGUGAAAGUGGAGCCGGGAUCCACGAGCGCGACGACCACCAGCAGCACAGGCACUCGCCUGCUCCACGGCAUCCUCUCCCAGCAUCCCCAGCAGCAUGGCUUGGGGCUGCAGAACGGAUACGGCCGGCAUUUGGCCGGUCAUGCUCAGAUGGGCCAACCGCCUUACACCACUGCCGCCAUCGCCACCACGAGUACGCCAGGAAGCGGAUCACUGCCAGCGAGCCCAGCGGACAGCGGAGUCAGCGACGUCGAGUCCAGCACGUCCUCGGGCGGCAACGAGGACGCGAAUCUCUUACUGAAAGCCAGGCUCAAUCCUAACUCGUCCCUCCAGCCGGGUCUGGCGUCUCAUCACUCUCACUUGUCGUCAGCACUCGGCAGAUCGGCCUGCCACAGCCCGGGCGUGUACCAGUCGACGGCGAGCUUCCUGCCGCCCUCCUAUCAUCCUCAUCAGCAUCAUCCCUCCCAGUAUCACCCGCACCGAGGGAGCUCGCCGCACCAUCAGCACAGCAACCACACCAUGGGUCCGGCGAUGGGGCCGCCCCACCAUCAUCAUCACCAUCAAACGCAGAGCCUCCAGCACUUGCAUUAUCGUCAGCCAUCCACACUGUCCGAGAGCUACAGCAGUUACGUGAACUCCAUGUACGGCGGAGCCAAUCAGUUCGCGACCCCCUGCACCCCGAGUCCGCCGCGGGGGCCCGGCGGCGUGCCCACCAGCGUGAUCCAGGCGGCCACCAGCUCGGUCUCGGACGACCUCUACCUCCUCGACCUGGGCUUCCCGCCGCGCACGAAGAAGAGCAAGCUGAAGAAGCCGCGGCAGGGCGAAGGGGGCAGCGGCGGCGCCGCGGUGAAGCGGAAGUCGCGCGAGGGCUCGACCACUUACCUGUGGGAGUUCCUGCUGAAGCUGCUGCAGGACCGGGAGUUCUGUCCGCGCUACAUCAAGUGGACGAAUCGCGAGCGGGGCGUCUUCAAGCUGGUCGACAGCAAGGCGGUCUCGCGGCUCUGGGGCCUGCACAAGAACAAGCCGGACAUGAACUACGAGACGAUGGGCAGGGCGUUACGCUAUUACUACCAGCGCGGCAUCCUCGCCAAGGUGGACGGCCAACGUCUGGUGUAUCAGUUCGUCGACGUGCCCAAGGACAUCGUCGAGAUCGAUUGUACGGGCGCAUGAGACAGGGGGCCGACCCGUCCCGCGGGUGACCACGAGGAGCAGCGACAGCAACAACAAUACGGCGUCUCAGCGCGAAUCGCGCGCUUACUACGUCGAUCGCCACCGCGGCGUCGCGGCUUCGUCGCGGAGCCUCUUCCGCGCGAGAGAUCGUCGUCGUGCGACGACGCCUCUAUCCGUCGAGACGCGCCGACCUGGCACACCCCUCAGACGUUGUAAAAUGCGUUCUCUCUCUAUCUAUCUCUUUUUUUGACCCUCUCUUCCCCUUUUCUCCCUCCCCGCUUCUCUCUCCAUUUCUCUCUUGUUCUCUGGCUUCGUUUGUUCCUUGUAUAUUAUACCUAUGUAAAUGUAUAUUGUAAGGCGCCGGGUGACGACGUCGUCGGAGGUGGUCCCGACCUCGUCCUCUUCCUGCGGUCCGUCCCUCUCCCGCGCGCCGAAUGCCGCCCGCAGGACGGGAACAGGACCGCGCCGUGCGGGCUGCAGACGGGCUGCGGCGUGCUCGCGCGCGCCCGACACUCGUCGAAAUUUGUACAAAAUUUAGUUCUUAAUGCCGAGAGCAAGUUUAUAUAUCGGGCGUAUACCCUUUUGCGAGGAAGGGCGCCGUGGACAAAUUACUUAAGCAUGGAUCAUCGUGGCGGAAGCGAAAAAUGAAAUUGUAUAUUCGAGAGCGCGGAUAAAUUAUUUAUUGUAUAUUAGACGUUUAUAUAUGUUACCUAAGGAAAUUGUUACGCGCGUUGAUUCGCGAGCGGGGGAAAAAAAACGUAUUACGGAAGCAAAGUCUAAAAAAAGAAAAAGGAAAAAACGAAGAACAAGAAGAAAAAGCAGAACGGGAGGAGGAGGAAGAAAAAAAAAAAGAGAAACGACAUGUAACGAAACGAGGGCUGUGAGAAGGGAUUACGGAAUCGAGAUGAGAGAAGAGGGGAGAGGUGGCACGGGAGAGAGGAUGAGAGAGAGGCGUCUCUCGAAGUUUUAUGGAGCGAGCUCAGGGAGGGGGUACGCACUAUAUUUUUUUAAGUAUAAGGCGGGAGGGAUUGGCCCUUUUGAUACUGCGAGCUGAGGGUUCGACAACGCAAGGUGCUGGCUAAUACACGUACAUACACAUACACGCAUACACACACACAUACGCGUACAUACAUAACACACACGAGGUCCAAGAAUAUUGUUUAGAGCAAACCUAGUGUUACUGAUUCGUAAAGAUUAUCGAGACAGACACAUUAUAUAUCCCUGUAUAUAGUUAUAAAGAAUACCUUUAGUAAGAAGAAGUAUAUAUAUAUAUAUAUAUUAUUGAAUAUUAUAUAUAUAUUAUAUAAAUAUAUAUAUUGUAUGUUAUGUAGUAAAUGGAGCGAGUUGAUGUGUCUCUAUGAGAUUUGCCGUCACGUCGGUCGGCACUGGCGAAGGGAGCUGCUUGACCGUCUCGUGCGACGUCUCUCUCUUCAAAAAAAAAAAAAAAAAAAAAAAAAA
Messenger RNA from Dinoponera quadriceps, 4493 nucleotides. It is a transcript of the gene Eip74EF, whose product is annotated as ecdysone-induced protein 74EF isoform B. Bases 1287 to 3035 code for a protein of 582 amino acids. The transcript has 8 exons. Gene Ontology annotation, molecular function: sequence-specific DNA binding; DNA-binding transcription factor activity, RNA polymerase II-specific. Gene Ontology annotation, biological process: cell differentiation; regulation of transcription by RNA polymerase II. NCBI's taxonomy places the organism in Eukaryota, Metazoa, Arthropoda, Insecta, Hymenoptera, Formicidae. Gene Ontology annotation, cellular component: nucleus. The record is from RefSeq and is a predicted model, not a curated record.